This is a messenger RNA of Moneuplotes crassus, 7104 nucleotides long. Lineage: Eukaryota; Ciliophora; Spirotrichea; Euplotida; Euplotidae. The record is from the annotation of a GenBank genome assembly.
AAUUAAUGGAACAUAAUCCAGAAAAUCUGAAACAGGAUAGCAAUAAUCAACAAGACCCAAACCCUGAUCAGGAUAUAUUCAUGAACCAAUUAUUGAACCCGAGUAGUUCGAACUCAAUAGCCUCUCAGUUAAUGACUGGGGAUAACUUCUCUCAGCCUUCGAAUCAAGCUGAACAAAUUCCUGAUGAAUCAGAUGAAGUCCAGCAAAAUACUCAGAAAGUCGAAGAAAAUAAUUUAAAUCGGGAUGAAAGCUUGAAGAAAGAAACCACUGAGGAAAAGAAAGAAGAGGUUCAAAAUAGUAAAAACGAAGAAGCCCAGCCAAAUCUAGGCGAGGAGGAUGCCAAACUCGGCAGUUCGGGGAUCAUAAGCUCAGAUAGUCCUUGUUCACCCAAAGAAGAUAAAGCAGGUGAACCCGACAACAAAAAGGAUAAUUUAGAAAAUGACAAAGUUGAAAAAUUAGAAUGCCUGGCCAAAGAAAAAGAUGAAAAUAUAAGUCAAGAAGAAAAGAAAGAUAUAAAUUCAAAUUUAAAUGAAGUCAAAGAAGAUCUCGAGAAUAUACAGCAGAUCCAGUCUCAUAAAGAAGAAUAUAACCAAACUCUAAGUGAACCUUCUAAAGAAUUGAAGGAAGAGACAGGUGAGGAAAAAGAAGAAAUUAAUGAAAACACUUUACAAAAGGAGGACCUUCUAAACCAAGACCAACUUCAGGCAAAUGAAAAUGAAAUUUCUCAAUCGAAGGAAGAAGUUCCUUGCGAGGAAGAAACUGAGCAUGUAGAAGAACCUGCUAUUGAAGAGUCACAACCCACAAUAGAAGAUUCUACCAAUUCUUGUAAAAUCGAAGAGACUAAAAAUGCUCCUGAAGGAGAGAUACAUAAAGAAGAUAAUUCUGAGUCUAAAGAGCAUCAACAGCUUAAUGAAGAAAGAUUAGAAGAUAAAGACAUUUCAACUGAGAUGUCUCAAGAAGUAAAUACUGAAGUUGAAAAGCAAAAAUCAGACCAAGAUGAUCAUGAGAAGAAGUCUGAAGAACCUCUAAAAGAGCUAGGAAAGGAAGAUGAAAAUCAAACUCAUGAAAAUAUUUCCCAGACAGAAAGUGAUCAAACUCAACAAAUUUCACAAGAAGAAAAAGCAGAACAUAAAAAUGAAGCCUCAGAAGCUCAGAAAGAGGUUCAAGAAGAAAUAAAAGGAGAUCUUUCCCAAGAAAAGCAAGAAGUUUCAGAAGAGAUGAAUGAGGAAAGGAAUGAAGAAGUCUCUGAAGAUUUGAAAGAGAAAACACUUUCUGUUGAUAAUAAGAAUUCAAAUCAAGAAUUAGAAUCAGAAAAUCAAGAAGAGAUUAAAGAGAAAGUUGAAAAUGAUGCUUUGGAAGAAGUCCACCAAAAAUCAACUGAAGUUAAUCCUAGCCAAGAAACUGAGGCAACAAAAGAAGAAAACAUUGAGCAUGACAAAAGUGCAAAUACCCAAAUAGCCCUUGGGGUAGAAGCCUCAAGUGGUGAAAAAGUUUCUGAGGAUGAGACUAAAGAGGAUCGGUCUGAGUUAAUUGAGAAUAAAGACUUUCCACAAGAAGAUCAACUUCAUACUGAUAAUCACUCUGCUAAAUCCCAAGAGGAUCAACUGCAGUCUGAAGAGGGCAAAAUUGACAAGAAGCCUAUAGAAGGAACUCAAAUUUCUGAGUCUGUCAGAGAAAAUAAAACUGAAACUGACGAAAUAUCUAAUAAGCAUGAGGAAACUAAAGAAGAGGAAUCUCAAUGUGCAGAAGUUAAGGCUCAACCUAUUGAAGAGGCUCAAGUGAAGUCACUUGAGCUAGAGCUAAAGCAGAACAAGAUUGAACAAGAACAGAAUUCAGAUAUGGAAGAAAUUGAAGUAAACAAAGAAAGUUGAGAGCAACUCUUAGACGAUGAGUUUAAUGAACCAAACCAAGAGGAAUUAAGCAAAUCCAUAGUCUCAAAUAAAGAGUCUGAUCUCAAGGAAAGCAAAGUCGAAUUAGAGAAAGACCCCAAAACUGAAAUCAAGGAAGAAAUAAAAGCUGAAUUCAAAGACCAGACCCAACUUGAAUCUAAAGAAAAAGAUCUUCCACAAUCUCAAGAAGGAGAUAAACCUUCAUUAGACCAAGACGAAGGCAAAGAAGAGGAACCUAUGGCAAAAGAUACUAACCAAGCAUAUGAAGAUGAAAGUAUUACUAAUCAGAUAGAAGAAAAGCAAGAUGGGAAAGCCCAAAUUGAUGAUGUCGCUCUCAUAGAAGAUUCAAAACCCAUAGAGUCUCUAAAAGAGAAUCCAACCGAAGAAAAUGUAAAAGAAGAUCAUGAUGAUAAACAACUAGAAUCAGAGGGAAAGCAAACUAUAGAUGCUGCUCCUGACGCUUCAGCUGCUUCUGCUCAAGAAAUUUUAACAACUGAAGAAACUGUUGAGAAGCAAGAGCCCUUAACUGAUAAACCUGGUGAAAACAUUCAGUUAGACUCAAAUAAAAAUAAACAAGAUGAAGAAAAAAUUUUGAUUGAGAAUAACCUGGAAUUAGAGGAGAAGGACAACAAUCAGCCCAUGCAAAAAGAUGAAACUCAGAAGAUCGAAUCUGAUCAAGAGCAACCUACUACAGAACUUGAGAGGCAAGACCAAAUAGAGGAGAGUGAAAAUAAGGAAGCUGAAAUAGCGAAGAAGAGUGAAUCCCAAGAAAAACCAAAAGAAGAAUUAAAAGAUGCAAAAGUUGGGAAUGCUCAAGCAAACGAUGCUCUUCCUAAUGGAGAUGAUACUUCAGAGAAAGCCGAAACUCCAGAUGUUCAAGAAAAUCUUCAUGCCAAAGAUACAGAACCAGAGGGUCAGAAUGUUGGUGAAAAUCAAGAGAAUAAAAUCAAAGAUGGAGAAUCUAUUUCACCAAGUCAUUCUGAAGUUGCACCUAAAAAGGAGUUAAAGCAAGACACUUUAGUUGAGAAAGAAAAGCAUCUUGACGAUGAUAUUAAAGUGGAGACUCCAAAACCUUUAGUUGAAGACUACAAACUUGUUGGAGAUGAUCCAACUGACGAAGUCAAAGAUGCUGAAGAUAAAGAGGAAAAUGAAGAUAAUGAAAUUUUCUUAUCUUCUCAUCAAAAAGAAGAAGAUAAAGAGGUACCUUUACCUGGACCUAGAGAUGCAGAGACAGAGUCUGAGAAUGGCGAGCUUAAUUUAUCUCAUUUAAAAGAGCAAUCUUUUGAAGGAAAUCUUGAAUCCCAACUUGAUAAAACCAUCACUUCAGCUAAGAAAGAUUAUUUUAAUUUAUCUGAAUCUGAUAGAGACCUACAACAAUUUGAGCAAGGGAAAGAGCCAGAUUCAGAGGAGUUUACUCCAAAGAAGUUGAGUCCAGAAUUUCAGUUAAAUGAUGACUCUGUGCCAGAAACUGACCAUCCUACCUGCCAACCUAAUCCAAAUUUAUUGCAAGACAAAGGCUUAGUAGGAAGUGAAGAGAAGACUCUCAAAACUAUUGAGCCAGAUGCUCAGAAACUGUCAGAAGAAAAGAUUGAUAAAGAGCAUCCUGAGAGUACAAAUGAGCCUGAAGCAUCUAUUGGAAAUUCUGAAAAUGAAGACAAAGAUUUACAGUCCAAGGAUAAACAGGAAGAUGAGAAGCUCGAGGAUAUUAGUGCUGAAAAGAAAAUAGUGGUAGAGGAAAAACCACAGAAUCUUAAAUCCAUUGCUAAAAAGAAAGAGAUUGAAGAAUUUAAGAAAGAACAAGAUGAAGAAAUUAUAGAGCCUGCUAUAGAACUACACGACCUCCCUGGGGAAGAAGCUACAAUAAAAGGUUCUACUGGAUACAACUUAGAUAAUUUAGAGGAAUUAGAGAAUGCUAUGAUAGAAGAAAGCAAGAAGCCUGCACCAAAAGCUAAGAAACUAAAAACCUUUAUGAAGAAGCCAAGUUAUAAACCAAAGAAGCCUAUCGACAAAGACCAGAAGCUUGAUCAAGAACUUAACUUGAUCAACCUCACUAAAGAUGAGGCUGAAAAGAGAAUCUCUGCUUAUAUGUCUUCCAUGAUUCUCAACAAGCUGAAAUCCCCAAAAUGGGAGAGUAAAGUUAUUGGAAUUCAAUGGAUGCAAGAAUGGAUCGUAGAGAAUGAAGUGCCUCCAGAUCUUACUGAAUAUGCUUUUAGAAUCCUUAAAGGUUCGCUAAAAGAAUGGAAAGAGAAGAACACUAAUAUGAUUAAAUCUGCUAUGCAGUGCAUUCAUACAAUUCUUUCCUCGGCUACAAGGCUUGGUAAAAGAUCUAUAACUAUUUUGGUUCCCUUUAUUUGUGAAAAAUUGGUUGACAAUCUUGUCAAAGAUCAAGCCCUGGAGUCUAUCUUACUUUGUGCAGAACUGAACAACGAAUGCUUUGGCUCUAUUAAUCACACAAUUAAGCAACUCACAAAAUAUGGACCUAAGACAUCAAAUAGCAUGGUUGUAAAGGAGAUUUUCUCAUGAAUUCUACUGAUUGUUGAUUCUUUUGGCGGUACAAAUAUUCAGCUUGAUGGAUUAUUCAAGUUCAUUGUCCUUGGGUGCAAAAAUAAAGCUGCUGAAAUUAGGAAUGAGGCUAUCUUAGUUAUCAAGCAAUUCUAUCCAAUCUUCGGAUAUGAUAUUCUCUCAUAUCUCAAUGAUAUUAAACCUUCUACAAUGGCUGUAAUUAAUCAAGAGCUUGAUACUAUACAACUUCCAGAGCAUUUGUUAGCAAAGAAAGCAGCAGACGACGCUAAGAGAGAUGCAGAUGAUGCUAAAGGAGAUUUCCAGGAUGAUAAAGAAGAGAAUUUGCUCUCUUCAUCAGAGAAAAAUGUAUCUGAUGAAGAAUACUAUAAAGAGGAGCAUACACAUUUGACCUCUUCUCAAUUUGAUGACCAACAUUUGAGUGUUGAUAAUCAAGAGCACUGUUAUGCUUCUUUUGAGAAUACCAAAGCUAAAUCUUUGGAAUCGUCUUCACAAAAUUCUAAAAGAGAUGAAGAGGAGCUGCCUCCUAAAACUGUUGAGAAACCUAAGAGAAACUCAAAGCUUAGAAAAUUAAGCCACAAAGAAAAAGAGCCUGAAAUGGAAUAUUUGAAAAUUCUCGAUGUUGGCAAUAAAGAUCUGAGAGAUAAGAAAGAUGCCAAAGUGAUCUGGACUCCCAAUGAGCUCAGAUCUGAUGUUACCAAGAAUAUCAGGAGUCAGAUCAAGUCUGCAUUUGGAGCUCAAUUUGAAAAGGAUUGCUAUUCUGAUGACUUCAAGAAACACAUAGCAUGCUUAAAAUUGUUUGAGACUUGAUUUGAGUCUGACUAUGAGCAAAUAGAUCACUUCUUCUGUGUAAUUGAUUUGAUGUUAAAAUGGAUCUUCAUCAAAGGAUGAGAAGGAUCCAAUAUCAACACCAAGUUCCUCAUUGAAAUCAUCAACUUCUUGAAUGCUUUGGUAGACUUCUGAGAUACUGAAGGCUAUGGAUUAAUGGAAGCUGAAGGGAUUGUGUUGGUCACAUUCUUGAUAGACAAAGUCUGAAACACUAACGCUUCUAUUAGAGAGAAUAUCAAAGACUUGAUUUUGAAGAUUAGUUCCAAUGAAGCAUUGUACCCUCCAAAGGCUUCCUUCAAAUUAAUAAUGGCUGGAGUUCAAAAUAAAAACUCAAAAAUUAGGAAGGAAUGAAUGGAUAUUGUUUCAGAACUCCUUGAUGAUCUUCAGGAAGAUUUAUUUACUUCAAAAGAUGUCAAAGUUAUAAUCAAAGAAGUAGAUUCUAAAGAUAAAAACUCUAGAAGUAGUGCACUUGAAGCUUGUGUUUCAAUUUAUAAGCUAAUAGAAGAAAAAUUUUGGUCAAUGGCAGGCAAGAAUAUCAAUUUAAAGGUUAAGGAUCUUAUUACUACCAAGAUUGCCUCAAUUCCUAAAGAUCAAAUUGGAAGAAAAGCUGUAAAGAAGAAGCCAAAAAUAGUAGUUAAGCAUGUAACACAAACAGAAGAGAAGAAAGAAAAGCCUGUUGCACCUGUCACUUCUCAAAGAUUAUCCCAACUUCCUCGCCCAACCAAAGGAAUUCUCAGCGGGAACAAAUCUCUGAAUGUGAGCUGAAAUUCAUUGGAAGAAUCAAAGACGUCUAAAGCUGCAAAUAACCAAGGAAGUGCGAACGCUAAGACUUUUAAAAAGUUUAUUAGAAAAGAUCAACAAAAGAAGACAUUUGUGAAACCAAGUCUGUCUAAAAGUUUGAAGAAACCUUCAAAAGCACCUACAGCAGCAGCCCACAAAGAGGAAGAAGAAUAUGAUUGAAAACAUUUUGAUGUAAACGUCACAGAAGCUAUCUUAGAUGCUCAGCCUGUUGAAGAGAUAGUGGAUUUCAAAAAUCUUGAUAAAAUAGGGAAAAUAAUUAAUGUCAUUCUUAGCGGCACUGUAGAGGAGAAAUUUGAAUCAUUAGUGCUAUUUAAUGAUAUAAUUGCAACAAGUCUGAGCAGAUAUGCUAAAAAUUUAAUUGACAACGCACAAUUUAUUUCGAGAACAUUCUCUGAUGUUCUUGAUGGACUUUUUGAAAGGAUUAACGAAUUCCCUCCAAAAUUCUUGAAAUAUCUAGUGCUUGUCUUUAAGAGAUGACUCUGAGUUGAUUUUAUAGUCAGAGAAAUCUCCCAAGAAGAGCUCACAAUUCUUAUUGAAAUUGUUUUGCUAAAAAUCCAGCCGUCUUCUAUCAAGAAGAUUGACGAUUAUACAAUUGGUCAAGAAAUCUUAAAGGAUUUGAACUCGAUAAUGAAGCAGAUAUUUGAGUACAGCGAGCCAUCAACUUGCUUCUACGCUCUACUUGACUUGUCAAGGAAGUACGACCAUCUAUAUGAGCAAAGCCAGAUGAGCAAGGUUCUUUCUAAAUGCCUUUUGAAAAUAUCCAAGAACAUUCAGUCUAAUUUUGGCAAACUGAAUGUUGAAAGAGUCAUCCUGAUGCUUCAUAGAUAUUGAUUAAGAUACUCAGAAAACAUGAACAGAUUUGCUAAAGAGGGCAAAGAAGGCAAUAAAAACGGACUUAUGGCUGCUAAAAGCAUAGUAUAUGAGCUAUGAAAGCAGACAAAGUCAGAUUUCUGGGAUUAUUGCAUUGCAUUGAAUGCACAUCCUCAGGAAGACAAGCACAUACAGCUUUGGGCUAAACUGAUCAUUCAGAAGUUACAAAGAAAAUAAUAGAUAUUCUUAGGAAAUA